Molecule: messenger RNA, 516 nt
Organism: Grosmannia clavigera kw1407
Lineage: Eukaryota; Fungi; Ascomycota; Sordariomycetes; Ophiostomatales; Ophiostomataceae
Product: major facilitator superfamily transporter multidrug resistance
Exons: 1
Coding region: 1-516 (171 amino acids)
Molecular function (GO): transmembrane transporter activity
Source: RefSeq, a predicted model, not a curated record
AUGGCAAUAGGUUCCAGGACGGCAACCGCAGCUCUGCACCGGCGCCUUAGCUCGGCCGAGAGCUUACAAAGUAUCCGCAAUUCAGCCAUAGGCCUUGAUGAUGUCCCUAUUUCUGUGGCCGACCAGACGGGACCGAUAACCUGGAUGGCACUACCCCGGAAGGGACAGCUCGCCAUACUCUUCUUGUGUCGCUUUGUCGACUUUUUGCAGGUCGCCUCCUUGCAGGCGUAUGCCUACUACCAGCUCAAGUCGCUCAAUAGCACCUUAUCAGACGCCCAGGUCUCUAUCCAGGCCGGUAUCUUGCAGGGCUGCUUCACGGGCGCACAGGUCCUCACUGCUGUGCUCUGGGGAAAGGCGGCGGACACUAGCUGGUGCGGACGCAAACCAGUUCUCGUCCUUGGGCUUGCCGGCACGGCUGUGUCGUGUAUCGGCUAUGGAUUUGCGACGUCUUUCUUUUGGUCUGCCUUUUGGCGCAUUUUUGGCGGUGGGAUCAACGGCACAGUGGGAAUCAUGUGA